This is a messenger RNA of Aspergillus aculeatinus CBS 121060, 1202 nucleotides long. RefSeq lists its product as uncharacterized. The record is from RefSeq and is a predicted model, not a curated record. The transcript has a single exon. Lineage: Eukaryota; Fungi; Ascomycota; Eurotiomycetes; Eurotiales; Aspergillaceae. Bases 330 to 989 code for a protein of 219 amino acids.
GAGAGACCUGCCGGACGAUCUGUCCACCAUCCAACGGAUAUCGGAUGGAAUGCGCCGAGCUGUGUACUAGACUUGCCCAAAGAUCAGUCAUGGUGACGUCGGAUGUCAGCAUGCCAAGAUGGGCGUGGCAGUGUUAUGCCUGUUGCCCUGAAUGACUCGUGGUGCACAGCUUGGCGCCACUGCUGCCCAGCAUCCAUGCUUGACUAUGCGUAUGCUUCAGGGCUUCAACCACCGCAUAAAAACCCUCCAGCACGCACGGCUUCAACUACCAAGCAUCAGUAACGAUCUCGCGCCCAUUCCCCGACUCAUUCAUCAGAAUCCACAAAAACAUGCAAUCACUCAAAUAUAUCUUCUGCCUCUCCCUCCUCUCUCCACUGGCAACCGCCCAAUCCUCCAACCAGGCCAACUGCACCGUCUUCAACUGGGACCACGACGAAGCCUACCUGAAAACCUACCCUCCCCAGCGUGUCUCCGCCGCGGAGACCUGCUCCAGCAACGCAAACCUGACCUGCGCCCUCACGGCCGCCGGCGACGCAAGCUACACCGCCCGCACCAACCUCACCAGCCUCUCCGCCACGGCCUUCGCGACGGUCGUCGACGAGACGGUCGGAAAUGCGACGCUGACUGAGGAGUUCAGUGACUCGACCGUGGGAGCAAUCGACGGCACGCGCCUGCUCCGUCCGGGCCAGUCGGCCUAUUUGAACUUCACGGCCUAUCAAUACUGCUACACGGGGACGGUGGAGGGCUGCACGUCCGGGGUGGAGAAUCGGACGGCGGUGGAGGCGUGCGCACCGCUGUACCAUACCAGUGCGGAUAAUUCGGUGGUGAUGGAUGGGCUUCUUACAGUUGUCAAUGUGAGUCAAGGGCAGGUAGGGCAAUUGAAGGAUCCGUAUGAGAAUCAGCAGCGCGGGGAGGGGGGAGUCGUCAGUGUAGGAAGGGCUGAGUGGGGGGUGGUGAUGCUUGGGAUUUUGGGUGUUUUGAUGGUUUAAUGUGACUUAGGAUAUGCUUUCUUUAUCUGGUAUUGUGGUUGAUCUGGUUCAGGAUCAGAUGUGAAAUGCCAGUAUCUUGCUUGUUUUUCGGGAUUGCAGCUUGGCCAACCCGCCAUCAAGGCAUCAACCAACGAGCUACUGUGAGGUAAUCUUGAUAUAUUUUAUGGAUUUCUACAAGACAGUAUGCGUUCUAAUGCCCAUCUUUAAUCUCGA